AUGUCAAGCAUCGCUUCUAAAGUCGCCGCCAUACGCAGAUUUUUUAGAGAAAUUGCUGAAGAUGGGAGGGAGCUAUUAUUCGACCAUGGAGUGCCAUGUUUCUCGUUGAAUGCUAGCAACUCUGAGGUGCAGAGCCUAGUCAACAAUUGGAAAUCAAGAGGGUUUGUGGCUGAGUGGAAAGAGAAGUUCGAUUCAUUUGAUUGCGGUGCCAAAAAAUUCCUCAAAAUUGAAGAGAAAGGAGUAAACAAGAAAUAUGUAGGUGUUCCUGGGAUGAAUUCUAUCUGCAGAGCAUUGUGCCACGAGGCUAGGGUGGAAAGUAAGUUUGGGCUAAGUAUUAGGAGGUUGGAGUGGCUUGAUGAUGAUGAUUCAUGGUCCUUGAUGGGUUUAGAUGCACAAGAACUUGAUCUGAACAUGGUUUCAGAAGUGGCCUUGAAGUUGAAAGAAAUUCUAGUUAUUUCGUGCUUCGCUCUUAUGUUGGCAUUUGAACAUCCUUUGUCAUCGGAACAAGACACUGAAGCAGGACCAGGUGUAGCUGCGUGCUGUGAUAGAAUCUGCUUUAAUUUCUCUGGUUAUCCAGUGUUGUAUUCGUGCACCUUGGGCUGA
Messenger RNA from Fraxinus pennsylvanica, 603 nucleotides. The record is from the annotation of a GenBank genome assembly. NCBI's taxonomy places the organism in Eukaryota, Viridiplantae, Streptophyta, Magnoliopsida, Lamiales, Oleaceae.